AUGGCGAGCACUGAAGUCUCGGUACAUAACCUGCACCUCUGCGAGGGCUACGCGGGCCCCGAUGGCCGCUACCACCCCGGCUUCUACUGCCCGCGGCUGACCGACCCGGCCGGCCACCGCUACUGCUGCCGCCCCAGCCCACACGCCCUCAAGUCCUGUUGCUCCCAGCUGGCCCUGGAGGCCCUCACCGGCGUGAACCUCUCCAGCCUGGCUAGCCCAGGCCUCCUCCGGAACCCGCUGGCCCUGCCCUUCGUGGGGCUCUACGGGCUCCUCAUCCUCCUCCUCAUGGCCGUCGACCUCUUCCACUUCUACCGGACCCACCGCUGCCGCCUCAGCCGCCUCCUGCCCCGUGCCCGCCGCCCGCCCUGCACCCCCCCGGGAGGGCGUCAGCCCCGCUCCCGGCCGCCCCGUGGCUCCCGCGCCCCCGGGGGGCUCCCGCUGCCGCCCCGGGGCACCCCUGGCCCCACGGCCCCCGGCCGGGUGUGCUGA
Messenger RNA from Gavia stellata (red-throated loon), 489 nucleotides. RefSeq names its product protein shisa-like-1. The record is from RefSeq and is a predicted model, not a curated record. The transcript is spliced from 3 exons. Bases 1 to 489 code for a protein of 162 amino acids. Lineage: Eukaryota; Metazoa; Chordata; Aves; Gaviiformes; Gaviidae.